AUGAGGCACUUCUGGCUACGGGGGGUCCUUGCCGACUCUACUCUCUUCAAGGAGCAAGAGUACAUUCCUUCCAAGGAAAUAUUGCAAGCCUCUGCUGAAGCUAAAGUUGGAAAUGCUGGAAAUCCCUUAGUGUCGAGAUCGGCACCAACUACAGAGACGGCGGCCUCG
This is a messenger RNA of Ilex paraguariensis (yerba mate), 168 nucleotides long. NCBI's taxonomy places the organism in Eukaryota, Viridiplantae, Streptophyta, Magnoliopsida, Aquifoliales, Aquifoliaceae. The record is from the annotation of a GenBank genome assembly.